Messenger RNA from Stylonychia lemnae, 1014 nucleotides. Lineage: Eukaryota; Ciliophora; Spirotrichea; Sporadotrichida; Oxytrichidae. The record is from the annotation of a GenBank genome assembly.
AUGAGAGAUUUCAAAAGCGAACAAGAAGUUCUCCAAUACUAUGAAGAGACUAAACACCGUGUUGUUAUAUUCGAAGGAACAGUCUAUGAUGUAGAUAGCUAUAUAAGCUAGCAUCCAGGAGGACAAGAGUUUCUAGUGAACUAUCUAGGAAAAGUAAUCGAUGAGCCAUUUGAAGAACAUGGACAUACGAACUCAGCAAGACUGAUUUUCAGAGAUCUAGAUAAGGUUGGUUAUAUUUUUGGUGAAACCUAACAUCAGGGCUCAGAUCUCUCCAAAGCUAAUAUCAAGGGACUUGAUGGCUUACAACUAAAAUCAACCAUCAAAAUAGACUAUAAUAGAGGCCUCUACAAAUAAAUGCUAGAUGCUAAUCUCUCCUGGGACGAUUACAUUACCUUCAUUAACGAGCCUAAGCAUUUAGUUAAUCCUAUACGUGAUAUCAAGGUUUUUGACAACUGGUUCCUAGAACUAUUCACAAAGACACCAUGGUGGGGAAUCCCAAUGGCUUUUGGCCCAAUUUUCUACUAUCAUUUUAGCUAAGUAGAAGCAGACUGGCUAACGUUCAUUGCAUUUAUAUUAAUUGGUACUAUCUCAUGGUAAUUCACCGAAUAUAUACUUCACAGAUUCCUAUUUCAUAGUGAAGACUAUUGGCUUCCCAACCAUCCUUUAGUUCUAGCUCACCACUUUAUAUUACACGGAAUUCAUCAUGCCUAUCCAAUGGAUAGGUACAGAUUAGUAAUGCCGAUUGCACCUGGAUAUUUCAUUUACUUUUUUGUUACGGCUCCAUAUAAGCUACUAAUGUCUGAUUACUACUAUCACCCCUAGAUAUGUGGAUUACUGAUUGGAUAUGUUGCUUAUGAUUUAAUUCAUUACUUCUUGCACCAUUCAUCACCUAAGGAUGGUUACUUUAAGUCAUUAAAGACAUAUCAUAUGCAGCAUCAUUAUAAAAACGGUUAACUUGGGUUCGGAGUAUCUAUGAAAUUCUGGGACUACGUAUUCUUUACUCAAAUAGACUGA